GGCCCCAUAGCGGCCCCCCCCGCCCCAUAGCGGCCCCCCCUGACCCACAGCCCCCCCCCAGCUCAUGGAUGCCUCCAAACGUGGCCGCCGGGCCCCGCCCCCUCUCCGCCCACGUGCUCCCGAGGCCCCGCCCCCACCUGCCCACGUGCUCCCGAGGCCCCGCCCCACAUCCACGAGGCCACACCCCCUACGUGCCCAGCGGCUCCCGAGGCUCCGCCCCAAACCUGUCACUCACAGAGCAGCCCUGCCCAUGGGCUCCCGAGGCCCCGCCCCUGGCCCCGCCCCCAGCCUGCUGCCACGCUCUGCCCCGCCCCACGGGGGAGGAGCCUGGCCCCGCGGCCCCGCCCCCUCCCUUCGCCCCGCCCCCUGCUCGUGGGGGUAGCGGGGGGGCAGCCCCCCCCCGGCCUUAUCGCGGCGCCCGGCCGCGGCGUCGCCCAGUGCUGGUUGUUCGUCCUCAGUGCAGGGCAACAGCACCAUGGCCGCCCUGCUCCGCUGCCCCGCGCUGCGCCGCGACCCCCGGCUGCUGCUGGCGCUGGCCCGCGGCAUGGCCGCCGCCCCCCCCCGCGCCCACCCAGAUGAGCCGGCGGCCCAGUGCCCCUUCAUGGAGCUGGGGGGGGGCAGCGCCUUCGUGCAGCGUGCCCCCCCCGAGGUGCAGGAGGACGUCGGCCCCCGCGAGCCAGCCCCCCCGGACGCGCUGCUGCUGUCGCUGCUGGAGCCCGAGGAGGGGCCGGAGCCCGAGGACGAGCGGCGGCUGCAGGACAACCUGCCCGAGGACGCCUUCCCCUACGAGGCGGCGCUGGGGGCCCGGCUGGCGGGGCUGCGCCGCUCGCACACCUACCGCGUCUUCACCGCCCUGGCCCGCCGCGCCGCCGCCCCCCCCCUGGCCGCCGCCGGCCCCCGCCGCCGCCCCGUGCAGGUCUGGUGCUCCAACGACUACCUGGGCAUGAGCCGGCACCCCGCCGUGCUGCGCGCCGCCAGGGCGGCGCUGGGGGCUCACGGCCUGGGCGCGGGGGGCACCCGCAACAUCGCCGGGACGUCGCCGCUGCACGGGGCGCUGGAGACGGCGCUGGCCCGGCUGCACCGACAGCCCCGCGCCCUGCUCUUCUCCUCCUGCUUCGCCGCCAACGACACGGCGCUGGCCACCCUGGUCCGCCUGCUGCCCGGCUGCGAGGUGUUCUCGGACGCGGGGAACCACGCGUCCAUGAUCCAGGGCAUCCGGGCGGGCGGGGGGCCCAAGCACGUCUUCCGCCACAACGACCCCCAGCACCUGGCCCAGCUGCUGGCCCGCGCCCGCCCCGGGCUGCCCCGCAUCGUCGCCUUCGAGUCCCUCCACUCCAUGGACGGCUCCAUCGCGCCGCUGGAGCAGCUCUGCGACGUGGCGCACGCCCACGGGGCACUCACCUUCGUGGACGAGGUCCACGCCGUGGGGCUCUAUGGGGCGCGCGGGGCCGGCAUCGCCGAGCGCGACGGCGUCGCCCACAAGGUCGACAUCGUCUCCGGCACCCUCGGGAAGGCGGUGGGCGCCGUGGGGGGCUACAUCGCGGGGCCGGCGGCGCUGGUGGACGCGGUGCGCUCGCUGGGGCCCGGCUUCAUCUUCACCACGGCGCUGCCGCCGGCCGUGGCCGCGGGGGCCCUGGCGGCGCUGCGGGUGCUGGGGGGCGCCGAGGGGGGGGCGCUGCGCCGGGCCCACCAGCGCCACGCCAAGCACCUGCGGCUGCUGCUGCGCGACCGCGGGCUGCCGGCCCUGCCCUGCCCCAGCCACAUCGUCCCCCUGCGGGUGGGCGACGCGGCGCUGAACAGCCGCCUGAGCCGGGCGCUGCUGGAGGAGCACGGCCUCUACGCGCAGGCCAUCAACUACCCCACGGUGCCGCGGGGGCAGGAGCUGCUGCGCCUGGCGCCCACCCCCCACCACACCCCCGCCAUGAUGGAGAACCUCGUGGCGCGGCUCUCCGAGUGCUGGGGGGAGCUGGGGCUGCCCCGCGAGGCCCCCCCGGGCCCGGCCUGCGCCUCCUGCCAGCGCCCGCUGCACCUGGCCCUCAUGAGCGACUGGGAGCAGGAGCUCUUCGCCGGCCUGGGGCCGCUCUACGUCACCGCCCGGGCCUGAGCCCCCCGGACGCCGGGGCCCCCCGGACGCCAGGGCCCCCCGGACGCCGGGGCCCCGCUGCCGACGCCGCCCCCGCGCGCCACAGCCCCCCCGGACGCCAGGGCCCCCCGGACGCCGGGGCCCCGCUGCCGACGCCGCCCCCGGAUGCUGGGCACCCCCCACCGCUGCCCCCCUCCCUCCCCCGGACGCCAGGGCCCUCCCGGACGCCUGGGCCCCUCCAUGCAAUAAAGCUCUCUGGCACCA
Dromaius novaehollandiae (emu) is the source of this 2347-nucleotide messenger RNA. RefSeq names its product 5-aminolevulinate synthase, erythroid-specific, mitochondrial-like. The record is from RefSeq and is a predicted model, not a curated record. Gene Ontology annotation, biological process: erythrocyte development; heme biosynthetic process; hemoglobin biosynthetic process. The transcript has 11 exons. Gene Ontology annotation, cellular component: mitochondrion. The coding region runs from base 476 to 2104 and encodes 542 amino acids. Gene Ontology annotation, molecular function: 5-aminolevulinate synthase activity; pyridoxal phosphate binding. NCBI's taxonomy places the organism in Eukaryota, Metazoa, Chordata, Aves, Casuariiformes, Dromaiidae.